AUGAAUAUUGAUUCAAUAACGAACAUACUCAAUAAUUUUACAUUUGAUAUACUACAACAAAUGGGUGUGUCAAGUAAUCAAUUGUAUUUAUGGUCAGCACCUAUUGAUUUAAUCAAAGAUUAUCAGUAUUACUUAAAUAUGAACGAAACAAAAUUAGCUUCUAACAUUUUCUAUAACUGUACUCGACCAUGGUUUGGGCGUUUUUGUCAUUAUAGGUUCGAUUCAAGUACAUCUUUUGAUGAAAUCGUUUUAAGUACUAUCGGUAAGAAUUAUGAUAAAAUCGAAAAUGAUACAUGUUAUAAUCAUAUCAAAUGUGAUCGAGGAGGAGGAAUGAAUUUCUGCCUUGAUUGGCGCGAAAUAUGUGAUGGAUCAAUUGAUUGUUUAAAUGGUCUUGAUGAAGCAAACUGUAGUCAACUCGAAGAGAAUCAAUGUGACGAAAAUCAAUUUCGAUGUCAGAAUGGUUUUCAAUGUAUUCCUAAAAUGUUUGUGGCUGAUGAUGUGUUUGAUGCUGACUGUCUUGAUCGAUCCGAUGAAAAACACAAGACUUAUAAAUUUCCAACUGAAAGAUGUCCUACGAAUCCAGCAUUUCGCUGCGAAGAAAGCUUGUGUCAAUUAAAAGAAGAUUUUCGUGAAUGGCCUUGUGGUGAUGGAUCAUGCGUGAGCGGUUAUUAUAGAUGCCAAAAUGGACGAGAUAAGCGAUUACGUUUAGCCAUGAUAAAGGCUAGCAGUGUAUCUCUAUCAGAGGUCUGCAUUCAAGCACUCAACUGCAUGCAAGAGAUUCUGCCAACAUACGAAUAUAAUGAAGAAUGUCAAAGAAUUUGUUCGUCACAACAUUGUCUAAAUGUUGCUGUUAAAGAACAUUGUCCACCUUUAUUUGAUUUUACAAUAGGUUUUACAAGUAUUGGUCGUCUUCAUUUCAUUUAUUACAAUCAAUUUCCUAACGUAUCUGAAAUACUGAGUUUUUCACCAGAUUUUAUUUGCAUGGAAACUGAUCGACAAUGUACUCAUCAUCAGAUAUUAUCUAUAAAUGGUUCAUUAUGUUGGAAUAGAUCUGUGUUGAAUUUGCAUCAUAGUUAUAAAAAUUGGCUAUAUCUGCUUCGACAAAUUCAAUUAAUCAUAACUGAUCAAUGUUUAUCAUCAGAAGAAAUACAAUGUUCAAAAAUACUUUAUCAUUGUAUUAAUUCAACAAAGUGUAUAUCGAAACAUCGUAUUCUUGAUGGUAUACGUGAUUGUCGACUUGGUGAUGAUGAAGAAUGUUCUUUACAUAAUUCUGAUCUAUAUCCAUGUCCAAAUGAAAAUGACGAACAAAUAUUUGAUAAUGAUCGUUUCGAAAAUCGGUUAACAUUCUCCGCAAUUUGUGAUGGAUAUUAUUCUCUUACACAUAUUAAUGCUACAGAUGAAACUGAAUGUGAAUUAUGGCAAUGUAAUAAUACUUAUACACAUUGUGAUGGUUUUUGGACAUGUUUAAAUGGUUUAGAUGAAGUCAAUUGUCCAUCAUCUCAUUGUCUACUACCAUUGGAACAUGAAUGUGUUUCUUUGACAACAUUUAAAUUAACAUGUUUACAUAUCUCUCGUGUUAAUGAUAAUAUUGAUGAUUGUGUAGGAGGAACGGAUGAACGACAAUUAUGUCAAACACAAUAUCCAUUAAGUAAUCAAUAUCUAUUUCGAUGUGCAAAUACAAGCAUAUGUAUCAGUAAACAUGAAAUAUGUAAUCAACGACCAAAUUGUCCAUUGAAUGAUGAUGAAAAUUUCUGUUCCAAUGAUUUCAAUAAAACAAGUAUUGGAUGUUCUAUUAACAUCCAUGAAUUUAGUAAAGAGAAAAAGUUCCUAUGCACAUUUGGUGAAGGAAAGGUACCACGCUUUGAACCAUCAUUGCGCCUUGAUAAUCUACCUAUUUUUCCUAUUCCUACACUGUUUAUACGACAAAAACCCAUGCUGAACUUUCCUAAAACAACAACCUUAAGACACGUAUCUUUAUCAAAAUCAUCUCCAGUGAACUUGUAUUGUAAUCGUGGUAUACCUGUGCGUAUUCGAACAUUAGAUGACAAACACUACGAAUGCUUAUGUCCACCCGCAUACUAUGGAGACACAUGUCAAUUUCAAAAUGAACGUGUCAGUCUUACAUUAGGUAUACGAGCUCCAUCUAAUUGGCGUAUUGUAUUUUCUUUGAUAUUGACAUUGGUCACUGAUGAUGAACAACAGUCAAUCAAUUCAGAAAAGCAAAUAGACUAUUUGGCAUUUCGAGAUUGUAACGCUAGCUUCGAUCUUUAUCUACUCUAUGCUAGUCGACCAAAAGAUGUUGCUAAAAAUUAUUCGAUAAAAAUUGAUGCAUUCAUCAAACAACAUACAUCAACUGUUUACUAUGCUAGUUGGCAUUAUCCAAUUCCAUUUAUAUUUUUACCAGUUAAUCGUAUGUCUCUUCUUAUUUUUAUACCACUAACCCGUGCUACUUCACUACAACAAUGUUCAUUGUCAUGUAUACAUGGUCAAUGUUAUCGAUAUGUCAAUACAAAUAAUUUAUUUUGUCGAUGUAAUGCAGGUUGGUCUGGAGCAAAAUGUAAUAUUAAAUAUGAAUGCGAUUGUUCACUUGAUUCAACAUGUGUUGGUGUCUACAAUAAUCAAUCUAUUUGUGUUUGUCCAUUAAACAAAUUUGGACCGCAUUGUUUACUUACGCGUCCUGUAUGCCAGAUAAACUCAUGUUUCAAUGGUGGAAUUUGUGUGGCUGCUAAUGUACACAUAGCAGAAAAUGGUUUUAUAUGUAUCUGUCCUGAUGGAUUUUUUGGACAACGAUGUGAACAAAUAGCAACUCGUAUUGAAAUUACAUUCGAUCAUGAAAUGUCAAUUCCUUCGAAUCUUCUUCUUCAUUUAGUGACCGCUAUAUCUAAAAAUCAUCCAAAACGAGUAACAUUUUUAACAAAUAUUCCUGUCUAUGAGACAUCAGCUAUUGUAUUUGUUUCAAUUCCGUUUCAUAUUGUCUUUGCACAAAUUGAAGAAAAUUAUUUUUUAAUUGCUAUACAAACAACAUCAAACGAAACAGCAUUUCUAUCAACUAAAGUACAACCAUCAUAUCAAUGUCUAUCUAUGUCUAUAUUUUUCAAUGAAACUAUUAUGAAACUUCCACUUAUCCGUCGUAUAAAAUAUUAUCAUGUUCCAUGUGUUCAACAAAAAAAUCUUGCUUGUUUUUAUGAUAUGACAUUUAUAUGCAUUUGUGAUCUUUAUCAUCGAAGUAAUUGUUUUAAAUUCAAUCAUAGUCUAUCGCAUGACUGUAAAGGUAUUAAUUACUGUGAAAAUGAUGCACAAUGUUUACAAGAUGAUUCGGAAUGUCCAUCAACAUCAGCAUGUGUUUGUACUGAAUGUCAUUAUGGUUCUCGUUGUCAAUUUUCAUCAAAUAGUACAGGUAUCUCACUUGACAUUAUUCUUGGUAGUCAUAUUCGUCCAAAUGUUUCCUUUCGAAAACAAACAUUUAUCAUUAAAAUUUCACUUAUUGUGAAUAUUGUUAUGUUUGUAGUAGGUAUUAUUAGUGGAUUAUUAUGUGUUUUGACUUUUCAAGGUAAAACUCCACGUGAAAUUGGUUGUGGUUAUUAUUUAUAUGCUUCAUCUAUAACUUCAUUAAUGACAAUGACUCUAUUCGUUAUUAAGUUUUGGUUACUCCUUCUUUCACAAAUGACUGUAAUUAGCAAUCGAAAAUUUUUAUCUUUAGAAUGUAUAAUUAUUGAUUUUUUAUUACGUACUUGUUUAAGUACAGACAAUUGGUUAAAUGCAUGUGUAGCUAUUCAACGUCUUCUAAGCGUUAUUUUGAUUGAUUUUAACAAAAAAAUGAGUAGAAAAUUUGCUCGAUGGAUGAUUAUCGAUAUAAUUUUCUUCAAUAUUCUUAGUAACAUUCAUGAUCCUCUACAUCGUUGUUUAAUUGAUGAUCAACAUGAUAAACGUAUUUGGUGUGUAGUAACUUAUUCAACUUCAUUCGAAGUUUUUAAUUCAAUCAUAUUAUUAAGUCAUUUUUUAAUUCCAUUUGGAAUAAAUAUCGUCUCUGCUAUAAUCAUUAUUAUAAUGAUCGCUCGACGUCGCUCUACAGCUAAACAACAAUCAUUUCGGCAAAAUUUACGUCAACAGUUUAAACAAAAUAAAAAUCUUAUAAUCAGUCCAUUAGUACUGGUUAUACUCUCUUUGCCUCGUUUAGUUAUGGGUGUGGGUGUGGGUGUGGGUGGGUGGGUGUGGGUGUGGGUGGGUGGGUGUGGGUGUGGGUGUGGGUGUGGGUGUGGGUGUGGGUGGGUGUGGGUGGGUGUGUGGGUGGGUGUCGGUGUGGGUGGGUGUGGGUGUGGGUGUGGGUGUGGGUGUGGGCGUCGGCGAAUCAGGAGUCCAAGAUCAACAUCCACACUGACACCCACACAUACUCUACACGCACACGCACACCCACACCCACACCCACACCCACACCCAC
Messenger RNA from Rotaria sp. Silwood1, 4438 nucleotides. The record is from the annotation of a GenBank genome assembly. NCBI's taxonomy places the organism in Eukaryota, Metazoa, Rotifera, Eurotatoria, Philodinida, Philodinidae.